AUGCUGAUUAUGGAGUUGAGGAAGGGAUGGAGCACCAGCCUCAAUUUCAACGGCAUCCGCUUCAGACCCGGUCUGAUAGUAAUAGAAUGCCGGGACGACAAUACCAGAGACUGGUUGGUAUCCGUCGUACCCAAGAUGGCCGCGGUAGAAGGAGUGCAACUCAAAACCUGCAUGGGGGAGCAGCUCCUGGAACUGGAGAUCGUAACAGUUCAUCUACCGCGGUCAUCAGGUGAACAGGAGCAGACGUCCCCGGACCCCUUGAAGGGACAGAAUACAGACCUUCUCCCGGACACCUGGACUGUGCUGAAGUACAUGGAGACGAGGGGGGGAAAGCUGGUGACCCUAAAAGAAAGGGCGCAGCACCGACAGUGCCACCCAGUCGGGCCUAGCACCGCAGUGGCUGUCCCCGACGAGGUGAACACAGUCGAGAGUGAUGCACUAGCAGAACUCGAGGCUGAUGCUGACAAUGCAUCGCUGGAAGGCCUAGACCUGGCAGGGCUACAGGUGGGAGAAUCGGAGGAUGGCAAGUCCGAAGACAAGCAAACGCUCGUCUCAGAUAGCCUAGACGAUAGUCUAGCACAGGAAGAAGGAAGGAAGAGCAAGCGAGCCCACUUUCGCAAGUUCUGUACCAACAUAGAAAAGACACCACCAGCAGCGAGGGUGCUCAAAGCGAUUUCAAACGCAAGGGGCAUUCAAGAACUCUGCCUAAAGAAAUCGGACGGUACAUUCACGGAGAAUGAGGAAGAGAAGGCUAGGCUUCUACUCCUUACACAUUUUCCUUACACAUAG
This is a messenger RNA of Drosophila busckii, 789 nucleotides long. RefSeq lists its product as uncharacterized. The transcript is spliced from 3 exons. The record is from RefSeq and is a predicted model, not a curated record. Bases 1 to 789 code for a protein of 262 amino acids. Lineage: Eukaryota; Metazoa; Arthropoda; Insecta; Diptera; Drosophilidae.